UUUUCAGAUGGCAGAGAGAAUUACUUUAAGAAAAUUUUUGGGUUACAUAAUUCUUUUUGCGUUUAUAUAUUAUGGCAUAUUUCCAAUGAUUUUUGCACGAUACGUACCACCCCCAAACGCAGAAGGGCAAAAAAUUGAACAUGAGCCUCAACAACAUAAUGAAAAUGAAAAUAAAGUUGAACCAGACUAUCCGGAUAGUUUCCAAUUCCCUUACUCCAAAUAUUUGGAACUUGUCGUAAAAAUAUUGGAAUCACAUCCAGUUUUCCAGGAGAAAUUGAAAGGACUGAGUGAGACGGACAUUAAGGAAGGAAAAAUUGCCGAUCAUAUGGAUGAUCUCCCCCAAGAUGUUUUUGAUAAAUUAACAGAAGCAAAAGUUGAAGAAAUUGAAAGAAUUCGAGCAGAUUUGGAAAAACAAAUUGAGAAGGAUGGAGACGCGAGAAAUGUUGUUAUGCCUGAACAUUUGGAUGUUAACGAGUUGAAAAAGUUUGGAAAAGAAGAUUUGAGGAAAUUGAUUAAAAAGACUGUUGCUGAUAUGGAAAAAAUAGAUGAGGAAAGGAAAAAAGAAUUUAAAGAAUAUGAAAUGAAGAAAAAAGCAGAGGAAGACCAUAAAUUAGCCCAAAUGACUCCUGAAGAAAGAAAUAAAGCUGCUAAAGAAAUCGAAGAGGCUAAGAAGCAUCAUAAUGAACACGAAGAAUUAAAACACCCAGGAGGGCGGGAACAACUUGAAGAAGUUUGGGAAGAAAGAGAUCAUAUGGACAAAAACAGCUUUGAUCCAAAAACAUUCUUCGCUUUACAUGAUUUGAAUAGUGAUGGUUUUUUGAAUGAAGAAGAAAUUGAAGCAUUAUUCCAAUUAGAAUUGGAGAAGGUUUAUAAUGAAUCUGAUCCUGCAGAUGAUCCAAGAGAAAAAAUUGAAGAAAUGAAUCGAAUGAGAGAACACGUUGUUGCACAAAUGGAUAAAAAUGGAGAUAGAUUAAUUUCUUUGGAUGAAUUUCUUCAUGACACACAAGUUCAAGCUCCUGAAGGCCAAAAGGAUGAAGGUUGGAAAGAUUUGGGUGAUCAAAAAAUUUAUACAGAUGAGGAAUUGGCACGUUUCGAGAAGGAAUAUGCACAAAAACAGGGUUGGGGUGACCAUGCAUAUGAUCAAGUCGUACCAGAAGUUCAUUCUCCACAAGCAGAUCCACAAUAUGGUCAACUUCCACCACAGCAAGUCCCAGUCCACUCACCAGGCCAAAACCAACAACAAUUUAAUCAAGAAGCGCAAAAUAUCCCAGCACAGCAUCAACAACCGCCGCAAAAAAUUGAUCCAGUCUAUGGAAUUUAAAGUAUAAUUUUGUGAUUUAAAAGAAUUCUAUCUAGUUAUAUUUUAUUUAUUUAUUGUUGGGCUUUUCUUUCAAUUUUACAUUUUUGCCAUUUUUAUAACUCUUUUAACUUGUUUUUUAUGGAUCAUUGAUGGGCAAUAUUUGGGGCUUUUUUUGAUCUAUCUUUCCAUUCAAUGAAUUUUUCAAGCACAAACCUUUUUUGUUUAUCAGCCCUUCCAAACUCCUUCAAUGAAAAAUCACAGGAUCUGUAGAAUAUUUCAUCACAUUUUUUAGAGUUAGAAACAUUUGU
This is a messenger RNA of Meloidogyne enterolobii, 1608 nucleotides long. Lineage: Eukaryota; Metazoa; Nematoda; Chromadorea; Rhabditida; Meloidogynidae. The record is from the annotation of a GenBank genome assembly.